AAAAUGGAUAAAAGAAAAAUGUUGUUAUUGGCAGCUAUGCUGUUUGUAAAAAAUCAAUAUUUAUUUAAUGAAAAAAUGAAACUACUAUUAAUUAAACUAAUGGACAACCGAACUCGGAUGAAAGCUCUCAUAAACAGUAGCGCAAUCCUACAAUCCGGGAUUGCAAUUGCUCAGGCACGCGUACGGGAAGUUUGGAAAUUCAAUCGCAGUGUCACAUUUUGGGAGUACGACGUCCGUGCAAUGGAUGAUACAAGAUUUAGGGAAAACUUUCGUCUCGAUAGAAGGGGUUUCCAAAAAGUGUGCGAUAAAGUGCGCAGUAUUGAGAAAAUGGAUAACAACAUGAGGCGUUGUAUUCCACUCGAUAAGAGAGUGGCUAUCGCACUUUUCUCUUUGGGCUCGGCAGCGGAGUACAGGACAGUUUGCAGUUUAUUCGGCGUUGGCCGUAGUACUGUUGGUAAAAUUGUCCUGGAUUUUUGCCAUGCAGUAUGCAAUAAUCUUGGAGAAUACAUUAUAUAUUUGGAGGCCAUUUGA
This is a messenger RNA of Rhagoletis zephyria (snowberry fruit fly), 531 nucleotides long. RefSeq lists its product as uncharacterized. Lineage: Eukaryota; Metazoa; Arthropoda; Insecta; Diptera; Tephritidae. The record is from RefSeq and is a predicted model, not a curated record.